Messenger RNA from Coregonus sp. 'balchen', 6131 nucleotides. Lineage: Eukaryota; Metazoa; Chordata; Actinopteri; Salmoniformes; Salmonidae. The record is from the annotation of a GenBank genome assembly.
GCAAAAGCAGAGCAGAAACUAGACGGCACAGCAGGGGAAAAAAAACCUGCCCCGAAGUCAUAUAGAAACUCAAACAGCUGUUGAGUAUUCAAUAGAGGGCUGAAAUAAACACCAACGUUCCGAAGAGUUGGAAUUUAUCUACUGUUGAGCUUUUUUCGAGCAAGAGAAAAUAAGAAGACUCGAGCUUGAAGCAACACGAUAUGAAGUCUGAGCUGUAGACUAUUUUGAAUGGGUUUUGCACUGGAUUUGUUUCCAUUUUAGUUUUUUUACACUUAUUUUUUCGGCUAUCAUUUCUGGAGGUGUUCUAGUUCUUGGACUGAUAUUUUUUAGUUAUUAGUGGAGUCUUUUACGGAUUUUACUUGCUUCCGCCAGACACUUCAAUAUCAUUUUCUCUUUCAGUUUGAAGGAUUUGACAGGGAAUAUGAUGUCGUUCGUGUGCGUCUCGUUCAGUUUGAUUACCGCUCUGUGCGUGAGCGCGUCGCACGGCACAUGGGAGGAAAGUACAGUGGUACCGGUCAGACUCGACGCGGUUCGGCCGGAGAGGGAAGCUGAGCAGGGCCGGACCCUUUCGGUAGAGGAGCGAGAGAAGGAGUCGGAGAUGCGGGUCUACCGGUUGGACGUAUUUGGCAAACGGUUGGUCUUGGAGCUAGAGCCGGACCAGACCUUCCUGGCACCUGGGUUUGUGUUCCAUGUGGUGGGGAGCCCCGAGUCGAAGGCGCAGCGGGAAUCUGACAGCAGCGCAGCCGAGGCUCGAUGCUUCUUCUCGGGCACGGUGAACCGGGAGGAGGACUCCGCAGCUGCGCUCAACCUGUGCCACGGACUACAGGGCGGCUUCUACCUCCAAGGUGAAGAGUACUUCAUACAUCCACAUAAUUCGAGUGAUGCACAGCCUAUGGAUGGGGACCUCCACCUCAUUCGCAGGAGAGGUCGGGAAUCUUUUGCAGAGGAGAGCAGCUCAAAGUGCGGGGUCAACGAGGACGAGGACAGGUUGCCAGAUAAUCAGGAGACAAAAGUAAACCAUGGAACCACUAACUCAGACCAGACAGGUAUGCAUUAACACUUAUAAAACCUUUGACUUGGGUCUAUUUAGGAAUAUGCUGUCUUUAAAUCAUAUUCAUAGGCCAAGGUAUUUUAGUAAGAUAAAACAAUAAGCCAAGCUGUUCCACAUAGUCACUUAGUUGUGUUGUGUGUCUACAUCAUGUAUGGCAAACGAAAUGGACUCUGGCCCAAUUCCUGUACCAGCCGUGUCCUGGGGCUUCAAUUCCUGGAACGGGCAGAGUUUAGCUGGAGGAUUUGUCUAUCCAAACUACCUCAACUUCUGUCUUGGAGUGAUGCGUAAAAUACCACUUUUACGCAAACAUCUGAGCCUCAAAUAAUUACACACAGCGCAGGCUAUAUAUUUAAAUGUUGAGGUAAGGGUGGAUAAGUCGAUACUUUGACCGGUGCACAGCUAGGGUUAACGGGGAAUGGUCUCAGCUCUGACAGUAUAUGCAGGCAAGGGGAAAAGGGGGAGGGUAAGUCUCAGAGGAAGUGAGGGGGGAGUGACCGAGGGAGGGAGGUACGGGCCGGGCCGGGGACGGGGGCUGGUGGUGGUGAGACGUGGAAACUAGUCUCACCGCCUCCUGGUACUGCACGUUGCAGGUCAGCACUGUCAGACAUUUACCUAGAAAAUAUUUUUUUCCCCUCUCACACAUAAUUUCCGCCCAGUGAAGGUCAAUUUGGGAAUGUAGUCUUUAGGAGGAGGAGGGGCCGCCGAUAGUAUGACUCCCCUUACAGAAAAAACAUGAUUUCACAUGUGGAAAAUCACGUGAUUUCACAUGUGAACUCAUGUAAAAACAUGUGUUUUUGGAACACUUCACAUGUAAUAAUCACAUGUGAAAUGCAUGUGGUUUUCCCGUAAAGGGCUGCUGAGUCACCCAGUGAGAGCCGCUGGAGCUGCUCCAGGCAUAUCCGGAGAGCUCGAGCUGCUCAGUGCUCAGUCGCUCUUCUUCUGCCCUAGAAAAUACACAUUUGUAGCCUACAAUCCCUGAUGGGCCUGUAGUAUCACUUGUUACAACUCAAAUAUUAUCACUUGUAACUACUCAGAUAUUCGCCAUAAGCAAUUUGACAUUUCAUCUUCAAGUCUGUCAUUGUUCCAGACUGUUUCCAGACUAACAGUUCAUCAAUUUACACCAGAGAAACCAGGCUCUCACAAGAGAGCUGUCUUAAAAGUCUUAAAAGUCUGAUUCUAGGCCAGUUUGUCUGACCGCUCUCCCUUCUUCUCUCUUUCCAUCCAGCCCACCACCAGCGGUCCAAGCGCUUCGUGUCCACGCCUCGCUUCGUGGAGAUCAUGAUCGUGGCCGAUCAGUCCAUGGCCGAGUUCCAUGGUGCCGGCCUCAAGCCCUACCUGCUGACCAUCAUGGCGGUGGCAUCGCGCCUCUACCGCCAUCCCACCAUCCACAACUCCAUCAGCCUAGCUGUGGUCAAGCUCCUGGUGGUCUAUGAGGAGGAGAGCGGCCCCCAGGUGUCGUCUAAUGCUGCCCUGACCCUCCGCAACUUCUGCCAGUGGCAGCGCCAGCACAACCCGCCCAGCGACCGCCACCCAGAGCACUACGACACGGCCGUGCUCUUCACCCGAACGGUAUGUUGCUUUUGUAUUUUUACACUGUUUUCACAAUGUUUUUACACCAGUGCUUACUGUGGUAACAGGCAACAACUUCACAACUACUAGGGUUUAGGUUGCGUUCCAAAUGGCACCCUAUUCACUAUAUAGUGCACUACUUUUGAUUUGAAACAGGGUUCUGCUAUAUGAUAUGGGUUUUGUGUCUGUGUGUGUAUGUGGGAAUGCAGUGAGUUUGACAGAUGUGUUUUGUCCCUUCUCAUCCCCUGUAGGACCUGUGCGGCGCCCACUCCUGUGACACGCUAGGCAUGGCGGAUGUGGGCACGGUGUGCGACCCGGAAAGGAGCUGCUCCAUCAUUGAGGAUGACGGCCUGCAGGCGGCCUUCACUGUGGCACACGAACUCGGUAAGAUGCCACCCUGAUGCCAAGCUGACAUAUAUGCACCAUACAUUCACAUCUCUGUCGCUAGUCACACACAGUCCACAUCUCCUCUCUCAGUUCCAAACUAACCCCUUGUCUCCCCUCUCUCCCUCCCUCCAUUCCUCCCUCUCUUUCGUGCUCUAGGCCAUGUGUUCAACAUGCCCCACGACGAUUCCAAGCAGUGUGCCAGCGUCAACGGUGACCAUUGGGGCUCGCACAUGAUGGCGUCCACCCUGUCCAACCUGGACCAACUCCAGCCAUGGUCGCCUUGCUCCGCCCUCAUGGUCACCUCCUUCAUGGACAACGGACACGGCCAAUGCCUAUUGGACAAGCCCCAUAAGCCCCAGCCGUUGCCUGCCACGCUACCCGGAACCGUGUAUGACGCCGACCGCCAAUGUCGCCUGACAUUCGGCGAGGAGUCACAGCACUGUCCCGACCUGAGUACCACAUGUGCGGCGCUCUGGUGCACAGUGACCACAACCAACGGGCUGCUGGUCUGUCAGACCAAGAACUUCCCGUGGGCGGAUGGGACGCUGUGUGGCCAUGACAGCUUCUGCCUGGCGGGACAGUGUCUGAGCAAGACGGAGGCCGCUCGCCACCAGGUGGGUGUUAACACUGUUAUAACACGGCCCUAUGACAAAGUCUUAAAGUCAAUGGGAGUGAUGGAAUUGGUCCAUUGGGGGGAAAGGAAGUAUAAUGCAGUUUUGGGAUUGGCUAGUGAUUGGCUUAGCUACAUUGGAUUAGGUCCAAUGUUAUGUCUUUUUUUUAAAUAUCAGGCUAGCUAUAGGAGUGUUGAAAUGUUAUAGGGGCUAAAGUGUGUGUAACUUAGCUUUUUAGCUAUAGGACUACUUAUAGGACUAUUGAAGUGUUAUAUAGGCUAGUGUCGGUGACUAUGAAUGACAAUGGUGUCCUCUCCUGUUGCAGACUCCAGUCAACGGUGCCUGGGGAGUAUGGGGACCAUGGGGGGACUGCUCCCGUACCUGCGACGGAGGGGUGCAGUACUCCUUCAGGGACUGUGAUAGCCCCCUGCCCAAAAACGGGGGCAAGUACUGCGAGGGCAAGAGGAUCCAAUAUCGCUCCUGUAACACAGAGAUCUGCCCUGAGAGCAACGGUAAGAGCCUCUACUAGCCACACUUAUUACAUACUUAGUUUAUGCUUAUUACAUAGCUAUUACACUAAUUACUCUUAUUACACACACAUAUUCAUAUAUUUAUACUUUGAUAUUAUACAUCCUUAUUUAGGCACAUAGGCCACUGACCUGCAUAUUAUACCCAUACUAUACUUUCUACACGUUCGAGAAUAGCCAUAUUUGAAUAUCACAGCCUACUGUAAAGUAAACAUACGGCUCAAGCUAAACUAACAGUGAAUAUCACACCUCUCUCUCUCUCUCUUCAUUCCUCUUUCUCUGCAGGUCUGUCAUUCCGCGAGGAGCAGUGUCUGGCCCACAACGAUAUUUCGUCACAGAUGUCGUUUGGUUCGGGAGAGGGCGUGGAGUGGGUUCCCAAAUAUGCCGGCGUCUCGCCCAAAGACCGCUGCAAGCUGGUGUGUCGGGCCAAGGGCACGGGCUACUUCUUCAUUCUGAAACCCAAGGUAAGUCAGGUCACACCACAGACACUUUUACAAAAAUGAAGGCAAACACUCUCUAGGCUAACUAGGCUAGCUAACACUGUCUUGGCUAACUAGGCUAAUACUGUCUAGGCUAACUAGGCUAACACUGUCUCUAGGCUAACUAGGCUAAGCUACUGCUGUCUAUGCUAACUAAUUUAUGCUAACACUGUCUAGGAUAACUAGGCUAUCACUGUCAGGGCUAACUAGGCUAACACUGUCUAGGCUAACUAGGCUAACAUCUGUUUCUCUGCUACCCUCAGGUGGCUGACGGUACUCCCUGCAGCCCAGACUCCACCUCAGUGUGUGUGCAGGGCCAGUGUGUGAAGGCGGGCUGUGACCGAGUGAUCGGCUCCAGCCGUCGCUUCGACAAGUGCGCCGUGUGCGGAGGCAACGGCUCCACCUGCAAGAAAGUGUCAGGUGCCCUUGAGCGUGCCAGGUGAGAACAAUGACAUAUGACCUCAAAACAGUCAUCUUUGACUAGAAAGCACCGUUUUCUAGUUUAACCCUUUUUCUAACUUUUACUACUGUCUGUAGAAUCGUAUUUUUCUCUAAUGAAUCUAUCUCUAUCACUCUAAACCUCUUAGUCCUGCCAUCUCUUUUUAACCCAGUCUCUUACUCUUACACUUAUGCAUCAUUUUUACCCGUGGUUAUGUUUGACCCUUGUGUGUUUCUGUCCCUCAGGCCUGGUUACCAGAACAUAGUGACCAUCCCCGCUGGCGCCACUCACCUGGACGUGAAGCAACGCGCCCCCGGCGGCGGUCGCCAUGACAACAGCUACCUGGCAGUGUUGCGCCAGGAUGGCACCUACCUGCUGAACGGCGACUACAAGCUGAUGACUCUUGAAACAGACAUCGCCCUCAAGGGGGCGUUGCUACGUUACAGCGGUAGCUCCGCCUCCCUAGAGCGUCUACGCAGCUUCUCGCCCCUCCCUGAGUCCCUGACCAUCCAGGUGUUGUCUGUAGGCGAUUCACCCCGCCCCCGUGUCAAAUACAGCUACUUUGCCCCGAGACCCGCUUUGGCGUCACCUAAUGGCGGAACGGUGGCACGCCGCCAGUCCAUCAACGCCAUCCAGGAGCUGGUGGGCGCUGAAUGGACCCUGCGGGAGUGGGGCCCAUGCUCGCAGAGCUGUGGGGGCGGUAAUCAACAGAGGGAGGUGCUGUGUCUGGAUCCCCAGGGGCGGCCAUCGCGGGAGUGCCCGAAGGAGCUGCGCCCGUUGGCGUCACGCCCCUGCGCCCCACACCCCUGCCCUUCAUGGUUCCUGGGGGAGUGGUCGGCGUGCUCCAAGAGCUGUGGCCGCGGGUUCCGCAAACGCCCGCUACGCUGCUUGGGACACAACGGGCAUAUGCUCGCCCACGAGAGCUGCGACCCCAAAGACAGGCCUCGACCACUGCUGGACUUGUGCAACCAGAGUGCCUGCUAAGACUGUCGGGACUCACCUCAUUAUUACGUCCCUGAAGAAAAGCUCAUGAAAGAAAGAAAGAAAAAAAGAAAGAAAGAAAGAAAG